Solanum verrucosum is the source of this 814-nucleotide messenger RNA. RefSeq lists its product as uncharacterized. The coding region runs from base 33 to 614 and encodes 193 amino acids. Lineage: Eukaryota; Viridiplantae; Streptophyta; Magnoliopsida; Solanales; Solanaceae. The transcript has a single exon. The record is from RefSeq and is a predicted model, not a curated record.
UGGACGUGGAAGACCACAAAUCCCCUACUUCUAUGUCUAACAGAUCCUCCAACAAGAAAAGAGCAAGAAAUUGCUGCUUCAUCUGCCUCGCUCUCCUUCUCCUUCUAGGGCUUCUCUUACUCAUCUUGGGCUUAACAGUUUUCAAAACCAAAAAGCCUGUCACGACAGUAGAUGCCGUUUCCCUAGAUGAUUUGGAUGUUUCAUUUGACAUCGCUCGACUCCAAGUUCACCUCAAUGUCACCGUUAAAGCCGAUCUCUCUGUCCAAAAUCCCAACCGGGUCAGCUUCAAAUACGACACCACAUCUGCUCUACUCCAGUACAAGGGACAAGUUAUCGGAGAUGCCCCUCUUUUGGCCAGCAAAAUUGGCUCCCGUCAAACGCAUCCAAUGAAUAUUUCCCUCACCGUCAUGGCCGAUCGAUUACUUUCCGACUCCAGUUUGUAUUCCGAUGUUAUGGCCGGUGCGUUACAUCUCACAACUUACGUCAAAUUGUCUGGGGUUGUCCAUCUUCUAUUCAAGAUUCGUGUCAAGACUUCCUCUACCUGCGAUUUGUUCAUCGAUGUUCUUAACAGGAGGCUCCUUAAUCAGACUUGUCAUUAUAAGACGAAGCUGUGAUUUGUUUUAUUUGUUUUCUCUUCUGUAUGUAAGUAUCCUUGUCCCACACUUAGAUUCGAUUCGAUUUCGAUUUCAGAAUACUACUACUAUCAUUUUUAUUAGAUCCCACUUAAUAUAUAUACAAAUAUCUUGUCCUCUAUAUUUGCUUUCUACACUUUCUCUCUACUACAUUUGUGUUUAUCAAAUACAAUUUUGUCGUA